AUGGCCCCCGCUGCCGAGGACGUGCUGGGCGAGCUCUACGCGUGGGACUCGGUCAUUGAAGACGACUCGGCCCUGACGUCUGACGACCCGCAGCGUGACGAGGACAGGGCCGAGGACGCGUACGAGCAGAUGAUCCACACGGCCAGCGCAGACGCGAGCGACGUGGUGCUGAGUCUGGCCGCUCAGCUGCUGCACAAACACUUUUUCCGCUUCCCGCACGUGCAGAUCAACGUGGUGGCCAUGCUGCUCCAGCUCUGCGGCCCCGCGCGGUCGCAGGCCGUGCGCAUCCACACGCUGCGCGCGCUGCUGCAGAUCGUCAAGACGCCACCCGCGGCCGCUGCCGCGUCGACGCCCACGGCUGCGGCGUGUAUUGCCCGCAAGAACACGCUCUUGUGGAUGCAGAACAUCAACGAGGCCGUGCAGCACAUGCUGGACACGGAGAAGUCGGCGGUGAUUUUGCGACAGGUGACGCCAUUGCGGCAGGCGCUCGCGGAGCGGCUUCCGACGGUCUCGGAUGUACCAGAAAGCAGCACGAGUCCAAGUGCUAGUACCAAUGCUGCUACACUGGAGGCUAGCGCUGAUCCGAGUGGACAGGACAGGGAUUUGUCGCCUCGGGAGUCGACCAAGCAGUUGCAGGAAGAAGAGGAUGCGGGAGACAACUCUGGACCGACGUUGGUGGAAAAGGAAGCGGAACUUGAGGAGAAUGAUGCACAGCAUGUGCCAAUCUCGAUGAGUACGAACAAGGAGGGGAAGAUCGUACAGCUGAAUCGUGAAGUGAGCAGUGGCGAUGCAUCGCUAGAUACUUGGAAGAAGACGGCGUCCAGGGGACGUUUUGGUGAGAGCGAAGGGCGACGCUCGAAAAUCAAUGCAUUUUCACCACGCAACUGCCCGCCAUGCCCUUACCUGUUUCUGGGUAGCGUGCCUCGGCAUACGCCAAACGAAGAGGUUGUGGAAUUUUUAGCACCUGUUUGGCCGGCAAUCGACAGCAUGAGUGUGCAGAUCAAACAGCCCGACCACAAUGCAACAGCUUAUGCGUUUGUGAGCAUGCCAUCCAUUGAACAUGCGCGCGAAGCCAUUCAUUACGUAGCUGCAAAUAAGUUUCGCGGCCGCUCGUUCUUGAAUGCGAAUUUUGCUCGUGGACCACCGGUGGACACGUUGCUUUUUGUAGAGCGAACGGGUGACGAUGUGAGUAUGGAAGACAAGGGAGCUGUUCGUGACUUUGACUUUUCCAAGUGCGAGCCGGACGUUUGGGAUGUGCUGUGCCAGCAGCUGGAGAGCUUUGGUCCAUUGGCAUUUGCUGAGAUCGGAUGUGUACGAUUUCGCAGCUCGGAGCACGCCAAGGCAGCUGUCCGCAAGCAACUGUUCACGGUGAAGGGAUACGAGAUUUACCCUGUGUAUGAUACGAAGGAGCAAUUUGCGAUUGAUUCAACACGCCGUGGAUCCAAUGUGCACAGCAAGCAAGGAUUUACUUUGAAGUCCGGACGACUUGUCGGAGGAGAUUCAGCUUAUCGCGGCCGUAAGAAUCACCAGUUUAUGAAAGACGAAGACGUGAUGAUUGAUUCAGGUGGACGUCGUGGACAUCAUCGAGUUACCUCGUCAAAGUACGGUGAGCGCAGCCACAGUCCGCCUCCCAGCGGCCGUGGGGGUGUACGUGUAUCGUCGCGGUCUCGCUCACCUGAGCUCCGUAGCGGUGGCAGUCGUUACGCUUCGUCAAUGGGCGGACUAGGCAAUCCGCCGAUCGAUUAUCGGCUACAGCGCUCUCGUUCUCGGUCCCCUGUGCCGAUGUCGAAGAAGCACGCACUACAUGAUGGUGGUGGGUAUGACGUCCCUUUUCAUCAGGCAAAGCGCCGUGAAUUUCGUAGUAAGUUCGGGCGCCGUUCGCCUUCCCCAGUGGAUGUCCGAAGUCAUGGAAGUCCUAUCUCUGCUGACGAACUGCGUGGACGACCCCGGGAGCGCGAGAGUCCUUGGAUGGAGCCUCGUUACGCUGAAAGUCCGCGUGACCAGCGUGGAUCCCGAGAGGUUGGUCGUGGUAGAACCAACUUCCGCGGUGCAUCGCCUUCCCCUUCCUCCUCGCCGAGACACAGUCGAAUCGGUGAUCGUGGAAGUCGGCGUACAAGUAACUACAAACGCGGUGGCCAUGUUGAAGGUGGCCGUGUCACGCACCGGCGUGUAGAUGGUUCACAGGAGGGUCGCGGUAGGGAGCACCCCCCAGCUCUGGCUGGUGGCGUUCUGGAUUUGCCACAUAGCCUGAGUCCACCACGGUUCGGGAAGUACGCGUCUGGGCCAUCAAAAGCCCACCUUCGAUCGCGGUCGCGGUCGCCUCACGAUGAUGUGAGGCUGGGUGUCGUCUCGAAUCCACGAUUCAGUGGACGUGAUGAACGUUCGCUCAGAAAUGAGGUACCUGAUGGACAUCAGUCUGUACAGACCGAACGCGCACGCUACGCGGACGACCGCUCUGUUGCUGAGGUUGCCCGUGAUGAACAGCAAGAGCGCCAGCGAUUUUUCCAGCAGCAACAGCAAAGUCGCCGUGACUUCCACGAUGGAAAUUCGAGCCGUUAUGGUACAGGCCGUGGAGGUGGGCGAGGCGGAGGUCGUGGUCGCGGCGACCGGUAUCAUGGCCAACAGGCUUACAAGGGUGGCCGAAGUGGGGCAAUGUACGGUCACGACUUACCGCCACCGAAGGGCCGGUCGCUUUCUCCCCUUCCACCUCCUGCUUUCCAUCGUUCGGUGUCUCCUCCUGUGCGCGAUAGUCGGCGCUCGCCUUCGCCUGGUCAGCCUCCGCAAGUGCAACGUAAAUCGUACAGCCGCGAAUACCGCGAAGAGUUUUUACCCCGUGAGCGUACUUCCGCGCUUUUACCACCAUCGUCGCCGCAGCUGGAGAGUUCUUUCAACCCGGGAUCUGUUGGCCCACCUGGCCGUGACGAGUUUGGUUCGGAGAUGAUCGAUCGCAUGCAUCGUGUACCGAGUCGUUACGAGCGACGUCAUCACUCACACCGCGAUCGAAGUCGGGAUGAAAAAGGUCGCCGUGGCCAUCGCGACCUACGAGACAAGCGCUUGUCUCGAGCGGAACGUUCAAUGGCCACGUCUCCGGUGAGUCGAGACCACCAUUCUGUUUCGACUGGGAGAAAGUCAAAUGUGCAUUCUCCGCGUCGUUCGUUCACCCGCCGUGCUGAAAGUGACAACCGUCUGGAGGAAGCUGCCGAAGAAGGCAAACUAAAUCGGUCAAAGAAAGAGGAUGAUAUGCACCAUCAUGAGAAAGAGAUGAAGAGUAAAGGAGCGCGCUUGACGCGUGACGAGUUGUUUGCGGGCAUGGAUGAUUUGACGGUGGACUAUGAGGAGGACGACGAGUAA
Peronospora matthiolae is the source of this 3351-nucleotide messenger RNA. The record is from the annotation of a GenBank genome assembly. NCBI's taxonomy places the organism in Eukaryota, Oomycota, Peronosporomycetes, Peronosporales, Peronosporaceae.